Messenger RNA from Vombatus ursinus (common wombat), 3090 nucleotides. It is a transcript of the gene DRC11, whose product is annotated as IQ motif containing with AAA domain 1. NCBI's taxonomy places the organism in Eukaryota, Metazoa, Chordata, Mammalia, Diprotodontia, Vombatidae. The coding region runs from base 119 to 2638 and encodes 839 amino acids. The transcript has 19 exons. The record is from RefSeq and is a predicted model, not a curated record. Gene Ontology annotation, molecular function: ATP binding; ATP hydrolysis activity.
GUGUCUACACUGUAGUAAGCUCCAGGGUCGCCGCCCCCUCCCCUCCCACCGGCGGCCCAGCCCGGCCUGACGUUCUGCGAAGCUCUGAGCCCCUCGGGAGCGGACCCCCGGCCUCACCAUGUCUAACGCAACCUACAAUAAGAUGUGGGGGGAAGCCCAACAAGCCCUCAGCUGUCUGCUGGAGGGAGAGUCCGAGAAGGCGCUGGAGCCGCCCCAGGACCAGGUGGUGAUCUUCCAGAUGCUGGCCACCUUCUACAUCAAGUACGUGCAGAUCUUCCGCCACCUGGAGAACGCCUACGACCAGAUCGUGCACCCGCAGAAGCGCAUCCUGAUCCGCCAGGUGCUGGACGCAGUCAUGGGCCGCAUCCUGGAGCUCAAGAACGAGAUGGUGGAGCUGGAGUUCUCCGAGUUCCAUUACUUUGAUGACAUUCUGCAAGACCUCAAACUGUCUCCGGAACAGCUAGACAUUCCCAUUCCCAAGUACUUUUUGAAGGAGAAGAUGGAGGUACUGAGAGAACGAGAGAAAAUCCUCGCUCGGAUAUUGGCCAAUGCCGGCUUGGAAACUCUGAACCUGAAGCUGCCUCUGAAGGUCAUGUCCCUGGAAGAAGCUGUGAAGCUGAUCCAGAUCUCAGAGAGAGCCCGGCAAGGCCGCCUGAGAGCCGUCUUCAUGAAGCAGAUCUACCAUCAACAUGUCAGAGAGAAACAAACCCGGCUUCGUGUGGAGAAGAUCACGGACGUGGGCUCUGCUGCCGUCCAAAUUCAAAAGUUGUGGCGCUCAUUCCACCAAAGUAGGACAGCUGCAAAGGAAAAGGAAGACGAAAUGGUAUUUCUAGGAAUGGACCCAUCGCCACACAUUCAAGGUUUCAACAACACACUUCUCAAUGCCCAGAAAGUGAAAUUCCUGCGUUACGAGGUCCAGGAGAAGCAUGAGGAGGAGUAUCAGGAAGCUUUAGUUACCAUCAAGACAAAUUUGAAGAUGUUAGAGGGCCCAGAUAUCAGAGAGAAUCUUCAGGACCAGAUCCGGCACUGGUUCAUUGAGUGCAGGAAUAUUACUGGCACAUUUCCUGAUUACCCUAAGGAAGAAGAAGGGGGUUCUGCAAUUAUUUUUUCGGAAAGGACUCCACAACAGGUGAUCCAGGAAAUUAUAGACAAGGAAGAUGAAGAAGGUCUAAAGAAGGCCAAAAAGAAGGAGGCGAAGGAGGAAAAGGAAAAGAAAGAAAAAAAGAAAAAGAAAGAAAAGACAGAAAAAAGGGAAAGCAAAAAGAAUGAAGAAGAAGAAAGAUGGAAAAUGGCACCCAGUCUCUUCAUCCCAGCUAUAGAAGAAGGAAACAGUAAAUAUGAAGGACUCUGGAGGGACAUAGAUGAGUCCUGGAAUUUCCUCCAGGAUUAUGACCCAGAGAUGAUCAAAGAAGAGAAGAGGAAAGAACUGGAAUCAGAGAUCAGAGUUCAGGUGGAUGAGCUGAUGAGACAGGAACUGAAGAAUCUAAAAUUAGCUGUGGACCGAGAAAAGGAAGUCCCAAGAAAAGCAAAGAAGAAGAAGGAAAAAAAGAGAGGAAAAAAGGGGAAAAGAGGCAAAAAGGAGAAAGACCUGACCCCUGACAGGACACUGGAUUCCCUAUAUAAGGAACUGGUAGAAGAAGGAUUAUUAAUAAGACCCUUGAAAGUCCAACUUUCCGAAUACAUUGGUGAAUUUUGUUACCUGGGAACUACCCUCCGCCAUAUAGCGAUAGAACCAAUGCCAUCGCUCUCUGACGUGAGACAGCUCAUCACCUUAUACGGGAUUCUCCCGCUAGGUUCUCAAACGGUACAUGAGAAGGCGCCACUGGUGAAGACCCUGCUGCUGGUGGGGCCCUCUGGCGUGGGGAAGAAGAUGCUGGUCCAUGCCAUCUGCACUGAGACUGGAGCCAACCUCUUUAACCUGUCUUCGACCAACAUCGCUGGGAAGUACCCUGGCAAGACUGGCCUCCAAAUGAUGAUCCACAUGGUCAUGAAGGUGGCUCGGCUGCUACAACCGUCAGUGGUCUGGAUUGGAGAAACCGAAAAAACCUUCUACAAAAAAAUUCCGAAGGUUGAAAAGGAGAUGGAACCUAGACGCCUAAAAAAGCAGCUGCCCAAAAUCAUAAAGCUGAUGAAGCCGGAGGAUCGGAUCCUGAUUGUGGGCACCACGAAGCGCCCCUUUGAGGCUGAUAUCAAGCCCCUGUGCAAAGUCUACCAGAAGAUUAUCAUGAUCCCCAGGCCAGACUACGCCUCCAGAUUCGUAUUGUGGAAGCAAGUGAUUGAACAAGCUGGAGGAAAUAUCACCAAGUCAUUGAACAUCAGUUGUCUCUCCAAGAUCACCGAUGGAUUCACCCAAGGACAAAUAGUCCAAGUCAUAAAAAGCAUUCUCACUGACCGGCGAAUCCGGCUGCAGAAGCAAAAGGCUCUGACAGCCGUGGAGUUCAUCACGAGCUUGGCUCGGAUGGACCCUGUAUACAAAGAGGAGGAAGAAAGCUUUAAGGCUUGGUACUCCAAGACCCCUUUGGGUAAGAAAAGAGCACAUGCAUUGUCUGGAGCUGAUGAAAAGGACAAAGGAAAAGGAAAAGGAAAGGGAAAGGGAAAAGAAAAGAAAGGGAAAAAGAAGGGAAAAGAGAAAAAGUAAUUCUUCAUGUGUUGAUCAUCUUUAACUCUUUCACAUUGAUGUUGAGGUUGACCAUUUCUCUGAAAAGAAUGAAUGCCCUAUGAUGCAGACCUAAGAAAAUCCUGCCUGCUGAAAAAGCCCCAAGGAAAAAAAUUCUUCAAAUUAUGGUUGCCCAUUCAUAGGACACUACAGGACCUGUAUUUUUCAUAUUCAUUCCAUAAAUUGACAAGCCACCACAGAAUAUUUUUGUCUCCUCAGUAUGCUAGUCUUCCUAGGGUUUGUACACAAUGAGACACACCCUUCAAGACCUUGCAUUGCUUGGGCAUUCCGCUUUAGUGCAGCAUUGAAUAUUGAGCUAGAAGCUUAGUAAUUAAAAGGCAUCUUUGUUGGUAGGCUAAUCAAUAUGACUUCUCUAUUUCUCUAUGGUGCCAUUUUAUUAAUUUGUGCACUGUAUAUAUAUAUAUAUCCUCUUA